AUGAAAGGCCUCAUGUCUGAAGAGGAGAUUCAGUCGUCUCGAUUCGCUGAGGCAUGCAAGUUGCGAGUCGUCGAGCAGGAGCUCAUCUCAGGGGACACGCUCGUCUUUGUCGACUUUCCGGAUGUAUCACGCCGCCGAUCGAAGCAGACCGACUGCUACGGCAUAUCUUAUUCGUCACAGAAGCUACGCGUGCACUCGGAAAAGUUGCUCGCAACCGGCUCUGCCAAGUUCGCCGAGAUGCUGAGCCCGACGUACCAGUUCCGUAUCAAAAGACGGAAGAAGCUGACAAAGGAUCUUCCGGAAGGCGUCAAGUACGUUCUCGACUUGACGCCGCAGUCUGAGGGCGAUGAACUCGUCUCACAAAUGACGCAAUUGUCUCUCACCCCCGGAAUCAUCAGGUGGUGGGCUGCCAGCGGUCUUCACAAGGUCAGCAACUGGCUGGUAUCUGGACAUGACGAUGUUUGCACCUGUGGUCGGCAACACAUCCCCGGCUGGGGGGCCCCGAGACAAGACGGGAGGGGACAGGUACAGGGACAGGGACAGGAAGAGUCGGCACCGAACGACAACAAACCGCCAGGCAGCAAUAUCAACGACGUUGUGGUUACCGCUCCUACACCAGACGAUCUCAUCUCGAAGAAAGAGCAUGGCAUCAACCAGCCUUACGACAUCCCGGAUUACCGCAACAUUCCUGACUACUGCCCUAUACGCCACCGCAAUAGCAUUAUCCGCCUCCUGAUGAUGAUUGAGGGACAGGACAUCAUGCUCGACUCGGCGAAUCGUGUCUGGACCCUUGUUGCGGUGGCCAAGAUCUUCGACUGCACGUCUGUGAUCCGAGACCGAGUUGCCCAGUGGCUCAUGUUCUCGGCAAACACCAAGUUCAUAGAAGUCCUCCCGGAAGAGGCACUCCAGCUUGGAUUUGACCUGGAGCUUGUGCAGGUCACGCAGUGUGCUUUCCGGAUCCUUGUCAAUGAGUUGGCCCUCAAGGAAGCCGCCAGUCAGCCGCACCGUGGUGAUUCGAGCUCUGAUCCCAAUUGGGUCACCGUCUUUGGCAGGAGACUUGGGAACCUGGAUGAUGAGCUGCACAACAUUGUCCAGCACGCCGCUCGGGCUUUUGUUGAACGAGUGUCGGCGAUACCAGGCAAAUUCCGCGGUUUUCACCAUUUCAAGGUUGAAGAAUAUGCGAAGCUACGGGAAAUGGAAGAAGUGCUGGCGCAGCAAUCCGACGAAGCCAGCGUCAAGGCUUCCAAGUCUAUGUCUGUGCUGAUGGCGGCGAUGCGUCGUAGCAUCUCAAACGCCUAUUCCCGGCUUUGGGUAGGAACGAAUACGGAGCAGGAGGCGCUUGCUUCCAUGGACGAGGAUCGAGCUACAUAUGUGUUGCCGGAGGACUUCAGACGGCUGGAGGAGAUCAUACCCACGCUGAAUCUCAACCAGAAAUUCCUGUUGCCGUUUGCAUACCAGCAUAUGAGCGAAUGGUGGCAUAAUGACCCUACGCAGUCCAAGUGGUUGGCUAUGGCUAACCAGCUUUCGCCCAACUCGAUCAAAGCAAAUAUGAUUGCUGCAAUGGACGACAUCCAGCAAGCCAUCACUGCAAACCCCGAGAGGGCAAGCCAACCACAAUGGGCGAUAUUUUUGGAUCCUACGGAGGGGCCUCUCCGCGUCAAGAACCCGCUCAUCGACCUGGAAGCCCUCAAUCGACAGAUGCACGAUGCCACAUUGCGGUACGGCAGCUCGUGGCUGCGAUUUGACAUUGAGCCUGCGCUGAACAUCACGCGCCACUUGCUUCUCACUCUCGAGAACAACGAGCUCAAGUAUCUCCCGCUCUGGGCCGGCGGCUGCAAUGACGGCACUGGGGGCGUCUUCCAGGAAGAGCUUCCUCCUGCCGACUGGGGACCGAGCGGCCCUGGGCCUGCCUAUCAUACCGGCAUCACGAUUCCCUCAACAUCGAGCACCUCGGGGUCGCUGGUUGACGGCUUCUCUGCCUUCAACGUCAGGGGGAGCACCGUCGUGGGAUCCGUGGACGUGCAGGAUGGAACAUCGACUGUGUACGCGCCCGACCACGUCAUCCCCGACGACACCUCGAUCGCGUCCGAGUCCUUUGAGGUGGACGGACCCGAGUCCUACCAGGAGGCGCGAUUUGCGGUCCCAGCCGAGCAUCAGGACAUGGGUCACGCGGUGGACAUGAUGGUGGAAUCGCUGGACUCUGAUUCCGAUACGGCGUCGGUCACGACAGAUCGGGUGAUGAUUAUGGGCAGCGCUUUGGAGAGCGGCGCUGAAGAAUUCGAUGAGGAUGGGGAUGUUAUGAGUCUUGAUGAUUAA
This is a messenger RNA of Trichoderma citrinoviride, 2316 nucleotides long. RefSeq lists its product as hypothetical. The transcript has a single exon. NCBI's taxonomy places the organism in Eukaryota, Fungi, Ascomycota, Sordariomycetes, Hypocreales, Hypocreaceae. The record is from RefSeq and is a predicted model, not a curated record. Bases 1 to 2316 code for a protein of 771 amino acids.